AUGUCGGCCACAAGCACUCCUGGCAGUGCGUCCGCGCCCAAAUCCAUGUCGUCAAGGCUUCUCACCAUGAAAUUUAUGCAAAGAGCAGCAGCUUCUCCACCCUCCUCACCUUCCACUCCAGACGAACCUCCCACGAAGCGCCGGAAAAAAGGAACCGACUCAUCACCUUCGAAGUUCGACGUAGACGCUCUGGCGGAUCAACGAGCCAUACAAAAAGCAUUAGCAGACGAGGAAGUAAAACGGCAAGCAGCACUCGACCGGCAGGCUGUGGAAGCUGGGGAUACACGAUGGGUAUUGAGCUUUGAGGAUCAAAAGCAGAGGGCUGCGUCUCCAGCGUUGGCCUUAUGGGUGGUGCCAACGGGUUACGCAAAUCUAGACAGCUUACCAUCACUGCAAGUUCGAUCUAUGGAGGAGGAGCACGAGGAUAAACCUAUUGUUGUAGGACGACGGAGCUAUGGGAAAUUUAAUAAGGUUUUGGAGAAGCAGCAGGAUCCAGAAGCAGAGGAUUCUUCGGAGUCUGAUUCUGGUGAGGAGGAGGACGAGUCCAACAGUGGCGGCGAAUCCGAUGAUGACGAUCCUUCGAAGGGCUAUUAUAAUGACUCCCGGGAGACUGAGGCUAUAGACCGACUUAAAAAGCAACGGAAAGCGCAGAAACACAAAGAGAAAGCCGCUUUGCUGAAGCAAGGGAAGGAUAGGAAGAAGAAAGAGGUCAAUUUGAAUGGAUUGACUUCUCUAUCUGGAAAGGCCACCCCACAAAAGGGACCUUGCCACCAGUGCGGAGGACCACACUUCAAACGAGAAUGUCCCGAACUAUCUAGUGGAGACGGAUCACGUUUUAAAGGCAAGAGAGGUUUUCAAGGAGGAGACGAAGGACCACCUCGGAAAACUAUGAGGGCGCGGUGA
Lachnellula hyalina is the source of this 903-nucleotide messenger RNA. RefSeq lists its product as uncharacterized. The transcript has 2 exons. The coding region runs from base 1 to 903 and encodes 300 amino acids. The record is from RefSeq and is a predicted model, not a curated record. NCBI's taxonomy places the organism in Eukaryota, Fungi, Ascomycota, Leotiomycetes, Helotiales, Lachnaceae.